Messenger RNA from Plutella xylostella (diamondback moth), 6333 nucleotides. Lineage: Eukaryota; Metazoa; Arthropoda; Insecta; Lepidoptera; Plutellidae. The record is from RefSeq and is a predicted model, not a curated record.
UGAUUCAUUGACGUCGAGUGUCAGUAAUCUCGUAAAAUCGUCGUAAAUUAAAUUUGACAUUUGUUUUGUUGAAAAUUUCACCAUGUUUCGUCCAUGUGAAUUAAAUAUUUUUUUACAUUAUCCUCUAUUUAAUUAAUCUUGAAAUCAAGGAGCCGCCAAGCGAACUGUGCAUCAAAAGGAAGGUCAAAUGAAGGCAACUGUUUAUUUAGUGUAUUAAACUUCAUUCAAAUUUGGUAUUAUUUACACAUUACGGUUUGAUAAGCCGUCGUCAACAUUGCGUUGUGUGCUUCCACUCAAUUCUACAGUAGGUUUUCCACUCGGAACAGUUGCAAAGGGCCGCCAUAAUAAGAAAGAAAAGAACACAAUCAAACUGCAAAGAAGCCAUGUUAUUGGAUGACGCAAAAUACACCAAAUAUUAUCUAAAACUGAACGCGCCAUGUGUGUGCCUAUGAUAACGUAAAACCGAAGUCCUUUCACUAUUGUAUAAUUGAGUUGUGUGAUUGUAUAAGCGAUGGUAUCAUAAAUGUCGUAAAAUGAAUAUGAAAAAUUAUAUAUAGAGACUGAUUGUAAAGUUGAAAUGGCGGGAGCAACUCUUCCGGAGAGAGUGGCUCAGAUCUACUACACUUAUGGGCUGUUCUGCUCAUCCUACCCGUUCGUGGCUGUCUCCAUUGCCUUGUCUGUUGUCCUGAUAUGUUGCUAUCCUCUCCUGAAUGUGCCACUGCCUGGCAACAUUCCCACUGUGGUAAAAUUACCUGUUCAAGAAACCCCUGUCUCAGACGUGCCACGGAAGACCCCUGACUGCACCAAUAAUUGCCAAGAUUAUGAUCCCUUCCAGUUAGAGUUCUUUUACAAUGAAACUCAGAAGCUUCCCUAUCUGUGGGCCAAAGACAAACCUCUCUUGUAUGUGCAACAGAUUAUAAUGAAAACAGGAGUUUCCCCAUGGACCAGCAAUCUGAAAAUGUGGGACGCCUUCAGGGCGCCUCUUCAGGAGGUGUUCCGAAUUCUGGAGACCAUACGCAAUCAUGAGGAUCCGGAAACAAAGUCGACUUUAGCGUCGCACUGCUACCAGGUGGACGGCCUCAAACGGCGCGACGGGAAAGCGGAGCAUGUCUUGCCAGAAUAUAGCUGUCUCAUUCUCUCACCAGCGAACCUGUGGAGACAGAACCUGCAAGUGUUCUCGUUGGACACUAAUAUUAUAAGCACUAUUUAUAAUCAUCAGAACCUCCAAAAAGCCAAGGUCUCGCUCGCAGAGAUGUGCUUCGGGCUACAACUUCGCGACGCCGGCGUCAAACGAUACCCGCUGCGCGCGCGCACGCGAGCCAUCCAGUACGCGGUCACCGUGUUCUACAAGCAUCUCGAUGAGGGAUACAUCAAGUCGCUAACGAAAAAGCUGCAGAAAAUGUACCCUUUAUACCAAGAGACGGUUUCCUCACACACCGAUGACGUCACACUGAUCUACUACCCGGGAGAAUUCAACUACCACGAGUUUAUACCUCUCUCCAUCACCUUCAUAGGAAUAUUCCUCUAUGUCUACUUCUCUGUGAGGAAAAUUGAGUUCAUCAAGUCGAAGCUUGGCCUGGCAGCGUGUGCCGUAAUCACCGUGGCUGGAAGCCUGUCCAUGUCCAUAGGAAUAUGCUUCUACUUCGGCUUCUCGCUCAGUCUACAAGGCAAAGAGAUCUUCCCGUAUUUAGUGAUCAUUGUUGGCCUGGAAAAUGUGCUUGUGUUGACGAAAAGUGUGACGUCGACUGACUCCCGUCUGGAUGUUAAGAUAAGGCUAGCUCAAGGCCUGAGCAAAGAAGGAUGGUCGAUCACGAAGAAUCUGUUAACAGAAAUCACAAUACUCACCGUCAGCUUUUUCACUUUCGUUCCGUUUAUUCAAGAGUUCUCGAUCUUUAUGAUUGUGAGUUUGCUAUCAGACUAUUUUGUCCAGAUGACGUUUUUCGCGACCGUCCUCGGUAUAGAUGUGAGACGUAUGGAAUACUUCCAAGAACAAAGCCACAAGUUGCAUCUCAAACAGUACUUCGACUCGAGCAGUUCACUCAACUGGCGGUACAACAAAAGCCAUUCAGAAGAAAGCAGCCCAUUGACGAAAUCGAAAUCCCAUCCCAGAUUGAACGGGCUAGCUCAAUCGUCACCAACAGAUGUGGUAGCGAAACGAAACAGUAGUCCAAAACACCCAGACAAUAGGGUUCCCAAGCGGAUCCGUUUGGUUAACUUCUGGGCACGCACUCGCUUCUUUCAACGAGCGUUUAUGCUCUGGAUGCUGGUGUGGAUCUCCAUGAUUGUGUACAACUCUGGAGUGGUAGAUUACUUCGUGAGUAGUCCAGAGAGGAAUGACGUAGUGGAAACCGUGAAGACCACAGAACGGAGUACACAGAGUCAGAAUAUGUAUUCGUUCUAUAAGUCGUCGGAAAGCGCGAUGUUUUCGCCGAUCAUGGAGGUGGAUGAUAAAACGGCGUCCGGAGCUAAUGAGACGCUAUUUCUGAAGCAUUCGCCGCAUCACCGCCCGUGGUCCAGACUGUCCCCCUACCACUGGUCAUCCAUCCUCUCCCAGUACAACGCGUCGGUCUCGGGCCGCUCGGUGGCCCUACUCCCAGCGACGCUGCUCAGCUGGCGCGCGAGUCCCGAGCUGGCUGUCGGAGUGAGCCGCCCGGAUGAGAGAGACCCGCCGCCGUUAAGAUGGCAGGCGUUGGCUGCUGCGCUGGACCCUAUUGAUAUAUUGCCGGAAUUCGACACAUUUGAAUCCGCCCCACCCCACGCUUGGGGCAAAGCGACGGACCUACCUAUCUACCCGACGACUCCCAUGGAGAUACUGCUGCUGGCCAUACUGUGCUGCAUCAGUGUCGCUGUUAUAGCUUAUAUGAUGGUGGUUCUUUACAGAUGCGUGUGUUCCCGGCACUACGCGGAGUGGCGCGCGAGCUGGACCGAGAAGGAGGAAUACCUGAAGAUCAUCUCCAAACAACCAGCAGUACAGCUGGUCCUAGAAGCGGUCCCGCUCGUGGUCUCCGGCCACCAGUUCGAGGUGGAAUGUCUAGUCACUGAUGCUGACCGAGUGUUGUCUGUCUGUCUGCACGGCACCAUCAAGCUGUGGGACCAGCAGAACCGGGAGGUCAUCACGCACAUCGACCGCCACAAAUAUUUCAAAUUACAAAAAGAACUGUACGAUAAAAUGAAUUCAAAGAAAGAGGCUGAGCCUAAAAUUGUAGAAGUAUCCAUCCCUCCCGAUGUCACAGAACAACCGAAAAAUAGUGAGUGGCCGCACAAGCUGCGGCGCGGUCUCGGCAGCCACCUCAGCGGGCUGCGGUUCAGAGCGGGAGCUCCGGAGGCACCGCUAGCGCAGGUCGACUCAACCAAGUAUAGCUUCGCUAAGACUUACAGAGAACUCUACUGCAGCGAACAAACAGACCACGCCGACUUCAACGGUCUGGAAUCCAAAGAAAACAUCGACAUAACAAACCAACUGACAACCGAAGACUCAGACGCUAAAAGCAGUGACAUUUUCAAAUUCAACAGUGCCGAAAAGUCCAGUUUGAGAAACCGGACUAAGCCAAAGAUAGUUUUAAGUGAAAGUGAAGUGAAGAGUGAGACGUAUAGUGAUAAGGGAGGGUGGGGUUGUAGGGAUGUCAGUGAGUCUCCUAUUUGGUGCGUAGAUUUCUGCAAUGACUUGAUUGUGUUGGGCUGUGCGGACGGCCGGCUUGAGUUCUGGGAAGCCACUUCUGGGAAACUUAUGGGCAUUUGGUGGUGGUCGAGUGCGCGGGCGUCCCCGCAGCUGGGCGUGUGUGUGGCGCGGCUGUGGCGCGGCGCGCGGCGCGUGGCGGCCGCGUCGCUCGGCGGACACCUCGUGUUGUUGCGCGUCGACGCCGCGCCCCGCGCCCCCGCCGCCGCUAGGGCUCACAAACGCACGGGGUCGGCUGGGUGCAUACCGCGAGCGAGCUUCUCAUACGAGUCUGAAUCUAGCGACGGAGAGGAGGUGCAUUGCGUGCGAUUGGCGCAGUGCCGGCCGCACCAGCAGCCAAUCAGCGAGCUGAUUUGCGAGGGCGGGCGCAUCCUGACUGGAGGGCAGGAUCAUGUGCUCAAAGUGUUCACGGCCGACGAGCUAAGCCCCCUCUUCACGCUACACGGCCACUGCGGGCCUAUCACCAGCUGCUUCAUCGACCGCGCGACGCCCACCAUCGGGGGCAGCGGCUCGCAGGACGGCCUGCUGUGUGUGUGGGACCUGCAUACUGGCGCAUGUCUAUACAGCACGCAAGCGCACGCCGGCGCCGUGACGUCACUCGCCUACACGGCCAGCUACGUGGUCUCCGCGGGCAGCGACGAGCGCCUGUGCGUGUGGGACCGCUUCCAGGGACACCUGCUCACUACUGUGCACAUUGGCCUCAACUACAUGUCCAAGAUGCUGCCUCUGACACAUACACUGCUGCUCAUGGGUGACCGCAGCGGCCUGGUGGUGUAUGACCUCAGCAGCGGAGACGUCAUACGCAGGGUGCUGUUAGGUCAGAACGACGGCUGUAUCUACGUACGACAGAUCCAACCUCUGAAGGACGCAAUAGUCUGCGAUUACGCCAACCAACUCAGAAUAGUGAGGUUCCCACUAGUCUCCAAGCUCUCUGAUAUGAAGAAUGAAUGAAGUGUUGCCAGGUAUUAAUGUUACUCCAUGUUCGAAAUUGUUGACCUACGCGUAGAGACCGAAAGUACUAACUUUGCAAUGGGGAGGAAAGCGUAAAACUAAUUCCAGAUGUCGCCACUGUCGAGUAGGCCCGAUUCCCCCGUUCUAAUUGGUUGAUUCGGUCGCCAUUUUUUCUCCCUAAUAAUGUAAUUGGUCAGAAACUGAAAGGCACACUCGAUAGUGCUGCCGAAGUUUCACUUGAUUUUAUUCCCCAUUGGGAAAGAUGGGAGAUUAUUUUUCUUUAGUGGUUGUUUUAAGCUGCGUACAGACCGGUCCAACGAACGCCCAACGAUGGAUAUUUAUCAUACUUAUUUACAUAAUACAGGGCAGAUUGCAGCAACGAAGUUUAACGAAACCCGUUCGUUGGCGUUCGUUUGGCAGGUCUGUACGCAGCUUAAUCAGAAUCAUUGUGGGGUUGGCACUUUUAUCGGUUGCAAAGUUAGUUUUGUCGUCCUUUAUACGUUUGAUUGCUUUGUAUUCUUGGUCGUUUAUUCUAGUGUUGUAGAACACGUUAAUAAUGUUUUUUACAUAUGAACAUGUUACUUGACCGUAAGACUUUUUUAUAGCAGUGUUGCUUUGCUACUUGUUAAACAAGAUAUCUUCGGUAGAUACUAGAUAUGGUAGUCUUCAACUACCAAUCCAUAUAAUUAACAUGUUUUCCCAAGGUACAGAUAGUACGGUCUUAAAUAAUAGAUAAAUCCAAUUGCUAUUUAUAGCGUUAAUGCGUUAUUUUUUUACUAAUAUUAUUGAAUGAUUAAGUAGGAUCUGAUGUAAUGCAGUUUUGAGUAAUCGUAACUAUAAUUAGGAUUGCACGAACCAAAUAACUACAUUUGUGACAUAAAAUCAGAACUAUACGCUUAUUUCUAACAUAUAUAUGUAUACAAGGAACUUUAAGCUAAUGUCGGCAUUAAAUCUGUCUGCCUCUUUCUGUCCAUAUACUACCAAAGCAAUAGAUGUAAUGUUUAUUAGACAUUAGUUCCUUUGUGCAAGUCAUCGUUAGUGUACUUGUUUUUCUAUUAAGAGAAAGGACGGUUAAAAAGCAGUUUUUUAUUAUAUACUUACUAACUUUUGCCUUUGACUUGCCCUUGUGACAAAAAUAUAUAAUAAUAAUUUAAAUCGUAAUACAAAAAAACUGAAAGUAACAAGAUUAACACAGAUUAAUGUUGUUAAAAUAUAAUGUUAUUGUAAAAUAUCAUCGUCAUAGUUUUACAUAGUAUGGAUGGAUUCCAUCGUGUAUAUUAAACUGUUAAAUUAAUUCAGAUCUAUUAAAUUAGUAGAUACUAUUCAGAUUAUUACAUAACGUUUUCUAUUAGAAAUAGCUAUUCAGUCAUAAAACCGCCUACUUCCAAGUCCAACAAAGACAAUUCCUUUUAAUUGCAUAUCUAGCCUUGACGCAAUAAAGUGUUUUGUAUUUUAUUGCAAGUAGACAUAUAGAACAAAUAUAGCUUACUACCUACGAAUUAAGUACAUAAAUCACAAAAAAAUAUUACAUAUUUAACAACAAUUGACUAGUUACUUUAUAUAUAUUAUGUGUUGUUUCAUUAAUGCUUAAAUAUAGAUAUAGAUAUACUGUUGGUAUUUCUACGGUAAAGCUGUGCUUCUAGUCUAUUCUGAGAAGUGAAUGAAUGUAUUACCUAUUUACAGUCGUCGAAAUAUAAUAGGCCCGU